Messenger RNA from Agrilus planipennis (emerald ash borer), 3516 nucleotides. RefSeq names its product neprilysin-2. Gene Ontology annotation, biological process: protein processing. Lineage: Eukaryota; Metazoa; Arthropoda; Insecta; Coleoptera; Buprestidae. Bases 322 to 2631 code for a protein of 769 amino acids. The record is from RefSeq and is a predicted model, not a curated record. The transcript is spliced from 10 exons. Gene Ontology annotation, molecular function: metalloendopeptidase activity. Gene Ontology annotation, cellular component: plasma membrane.
GUUUAUAUCAACGGCAGGAUAUUUGGCAAACGACUACAGGUGCUCCGCUCUUCAAAGAGUCGAGUACGAAGAGACAGUUUUGCCUGUUUGCUAACCGUGGUUGACGCAUUUUUCCUUUUCCAUCAAAAUCUAAAAUUGAAACUCCGCGACGAAGAAACAUCAUUCACGUCGAUCGCGCCUAGUGUGGACCAUGCAAAAGAACAUCUAAAUCUUUUUUUUUUAAUUUUUUUACUCAUUCAUAAAAGGAAGAUCACCACGUGAACGAGAUCAGUGCCAAUUUCCUAAAUUAGUGACCGGGAAAGUUCGAAGGAAAAGUCCACGAUGACCACAGAUGUAAAACAGACUGUUAUCAAAAAUCCAACAUGGUGGAGAAAGAGGACUAGUUUAGAAAAAUAUUUGACCCUGAUAGCUGCAAUUGUUUUUAUUCUGGCAAUUGCGUUGGUAAUUGCGCUCGGGAUAGUUCUUUACCAAAGUAACCAAGAUAAUGAUGGAGAGGAUUUACCCUAUGGAUACGAAGCCCUCCAUAGUAAUCAUGAACCCGCAAUAAUAAGUGCUUUCCCAUCAUACGAUGAAACGUUUAGAGAAGUAUGCCUGGAACCAGGAUGUGUCCAUGCAGCGUCGAAGGUGCUUCAAGCAAUGGACACAUCAGUGGACCCUUGCGAAGACUUCUAUCAAUUUUCAUGUGGAAACUUUGUUAGGAGUACAACAAUACCGGAUGACAAAUCAUCUGUUACCUCGUUCAGUUUAAUAAGCGACAUGUUGCAAGAACAGCUUCAUGUCAUGAUAGAAGAACCUAUCAAACCAGGCGAUCUGAAACCUUUUGGUUUGAUGAAAAAAUUGUACAGGGCCUGUAUGAAUAAGACUGCGAUAGAAGAAGAAGGAUUAGACGUUGUGAAGGACAUUUUUAAAGAGAUCGGAGGGUGGCCUGUUCUAGAAGGAGAUAACUGGAACGAAGAACAAUUCGAUUGGAAAGAACUGGUUUAUAAAUUUAGGAAAACUGGAUACAGUAUUGAUUACUUUAUCGACUUUUCGAUUGGCAUUGAUCUUAAGAACUCUACAAAACGUAUAAUUGAUCUGGAUCAAGGAGCUUUAGGAUUACGAAGGGAGUUUCUUAUAAAAGGAUUGGAAGAUAAACUUGUUCGUGCUUACUAUAACUACAUGGUCGAUAUUUCUGUUAUGUUCGGUGCCGAUAAAGAAAGAGCGAAAAAAGAACUAGAAGAUUCAUUGAACUUCGAAAUACAAUUAGCCAAUAUAUCUUUGCCAAGUGAAAAACGACGAAAUGCUUCAGCUCUUUAUAACCCGAUGACUGUUGCCCAACUACAAAAUAAUUAUCCAGAAAUACCAUGGUUAGAGUACAUAAAUAAAGUAAUUGAUUUGCCAGAGAUUGCAGUUGAUGAAAAUGAAGUAGUUAUCGUCAGCGUGCCUGGCUAUAUCUCUGAUCUUAUCAGACUGUUAAAGAAAACACCCAAAAGGGUUCAAGCCAAUUAUGCCUUGUGGAGAGCAGCAGCAUCUUCUGUCGCAUACUUAACAGAUGAUGUACGAAGAAGACAAUUGGAAUACAGUACCGUAUUAAGUGGAAGAACUGAAAGGGAAUCAAGAUGGAAAGAAUGCGUGGACGUUGCAACAGGAAGCUUGUCGAUUGCCGCGGGAGCCCUAUACGUGCGUAAAUAUUUCCACGAAGACGCCAAAAAGCACGCCCUCGAAAUGGUCAACGAUAUCAGGGGAGAAUUUCAAGAAAUCUUAUCAAACGUCGACUGGAUGGACGAAGAAACGCGAAAGAAUGCUUUGGACAAAGCCAAGUCUAUGACCACCCAUAUCGCAUACCCCGACGAGUUGUUAGAUGACAAAAAGAUUUUAGAAUUUUACGGGGAUCUGGAACUUAGUUCUGAAGAAUACUUAAAAUCCAUAAUAAACAUCACCCUGUUUGGAACAGCAUAUUCUUUCCGCCGUUUACGUCAACCUGUUAAUAAAACUGACUGGAUCACUCACGGAAGACCUGCUAUCGUCAAUGCAUUCUAUUCAUCCAUUGAAAAUAGUAUCCAGUUUCCUGCAGGAAUCUUGCAAGGGGUCUUCUUUAGCAAGGAUAGGCCACGCUACAUGAACUAUGGGGCAAUUGGAUUUGUUAUAGGUCACGAAAUUACACAUGGUUUCGACGAUCAGGGGAGACAGUUUGACAAGAGCGGUAAUUUGGUAGAUUGGUGGGCCCCCAACACGAAGACAGCUUUCAUCAAGAAGGCCCAGUGCAUCAUUGAUCAAUAUGGCAACUACACCAUCCCAGAACUGAAGCUCAACCUUAAUGGAAUAAACACGCAAGGAGAAAACAUAGCGGACAAUGGCGGCAUUAAAACUGCUUACUUAGCAUACACGAAAUGGCUGGACCGGAACGGGGAAGAGCCGCGGCUGCCAAGUAUGAAUUUCACCGGCAAACAAAUGUUCUGGAUAUCGGCUGCUAAUAUCUGGUGUUCUGUAACGCGGUUAGAAGAACUGCGACAAUUAGUUAUCACUGAUGAACAUGCACCUGACAUUUUUAGAGUCAUAGGUCCUUUUAGUAACAUGAAAGAGUUCGCUAACGACUUCAAUUGUACAGCCAAAACGAAAAUGAACCCCAUUAAUAAAUGUAGUGUGUGGUAGUUUAGAAAGUAGUGGUUGCGGGGGUUAAAAAAAUAACCAGUAGAAAACGGUUCAAACGAGUAUAGUAGCUCAUGUAUAAACAGAAGAUCAGUAUUAUUUUUAUUUGUUUUUUAUGACGUAGUUAACAUUAGUUAAUAUUAACUGAUUAACAACACUGACAACACACGAAGGUAGUACGACAAUAUUUAAGCUUCUUUUCAAUUUUUUUUUUUAAAUAUUAAAAACAUUUAAUUUUAUAAAAAUUAGGUCCUAAAAACUUCGAAAUAUUACUCUCAUUAAAAGGCAGGUUUGAAAAUGACAAAAUUUACCCAAUUUCGAUCUAUUUCAUUGAAUCAGUAAGAAGGAAACGUUUUUAAUAAAUUAACCGCAAAUAUCAUUCAUAUAAAAUGCUUAAGAAAACCAAUACAAUUAUAUAUCAUAGUAAGAUAAUUUUUGAUACAAGAACCUUGAAAGCUAAAGGAAAUUUUUAAAAUGACUCACCGGUGUCGAACGCUGCUCCUGAUCAAUGUCCUGGAAUUGUUGCUCGAUCCCAGAAUUGUUCCUCGAUCUGUAAAACAAAAAUUUACGUUUUAGAUAUUUAUUCAUUUGAUAACCAUGUGAUAUUAAUUUUAAGUUUAGGUAAACUGAAAUUAAAACUAUUAAAUAUUAGGACCAAACAAAAGUAUUUACUUUUCCAUAUUAACAUUAAUUGACACAACAAGUUUAAAUAUUGUCUAUCUCGACUUCGUAUGUUGUCUCAAAAGUUUUACUUUUUUAAUUUUGUUAAAAAAUCAUCGAAAACUGUGAUGUAAAUACGUAAAAUUGGAAUAUUGUUCUUGCCCAGGUCGUAUAUAAGGUUUGACAUAAUACGUAUCUAUCAUACAGUAAAUAUUAAGUUAAUAUUAA